This is a messenger RNA of Drosophila miranda, 2045 nucleotides long. Its product is annotated as protein PTCD3 homolog, mitochondrial. Gene Ontology annotation, cellular component: mitochondrion. The record is from RefSeq and is a predicted model, not a curated record. NCBI's taxonomy places the organism in Eukaryota, Metazoa, Arthropoda, Insecta, Diptera, Drosophilidae. Gene Ontology annotation, biological process: mitochondrial translation. The transcript has 2 exons. Gene Ontology annotation, molecular function: protein binding; rRNA binding; ribosomal small subunit binding. Bases 1 to 1965 code for a protein of 654 amino acids.
AUGUACCUCACGCGUCAGCUCAGAUUGCUGCCAAAGGCCAGCAUUGGACGGAGCAUAGCUACCAGCAGCACACAUUACACAACCACCACAGGCGCUGCACCGGCAGCGGAGCACAUUGAAGUCCCCAAUCGCAUAGAACGCUCGCCCACGGACAUACUAAAAGCAUUGGCCAGCACCGUCGGACGCGACCACACGGCGGCCCAUUACAAGUACCACGAUGAUCCGUUCCUGAUACCCAUGUCAAAUAUGGCAAAGCGCACAUACGCCAUGUCGAAGGAGGCUGGGCGUAAGGCUGCCAAAUGGAUAAAAGAAGAGCACCAUGAACUAUUUUUGCACCAAGAAGCUCAACCGGCCAUUGAAAAAUUCGCCCCCAGCAUGGUUUACACUGAAGAGUCCGAGGUGGACGAGAGUUCUCUCGGGCAACUGAUUGAGCAGGGAGAGCUUAAGGACGCCGUGCUUGUGUACAACCUGAUGGAACAGAAGGGAAUCGCCCUCAGUUCUGAGUUAAAGCAAAGUCUUUUAGAACUUGUGUGCUUCCACAAUAAUCAGGACCCACUACCAGAGGAGUACAUUGAGGAACGGUGGUUUCUCGAAAACAACCGACGACGUGAGCGACACGGAAAGACGUGGAAGGACGGCGACCUGGCUGAGAAGCUGUAUGCCGAAAUUGAACCAAAGACGCCCAAGACUUACGCUUCCCUCAUUCGUGGCAUGGCCAAGUAUUUGCAGUGUGAGCGGGCAUACGCCCUGCUUCAGGAGGCUGGCGAAAAGCAAAUUCAAUUGGACACAAACACUUUUAAUUCGAUUAUCCAAAUCAUCAGCUUUCUAAAGGACAAUGCCGAACAGAGAUGGCAACUGUGCACCGAGCUGCUGCAGCAAAUGUCGGAGCAGAAAUUGCGACCCAAUUUAGGCACAUUGAAUGCCAUUCUCCAGUGCAUUAGCACUUUUGGCAACUUCAAACUUGCCCGCACGUCGGCCCUCAAAGUUCUGCCAGAGUUCAAGCAACUUGGUGUUAACCCGAGCCUAGGCACCUACUAUUAUCUGCUGAUCAUCUUCUGCCGCGAGCGCGGUCCAGUGUCCCAUGUUAUAGUGGACAUACUGAACGAGAUUGCAGGCAGGGAGUUCAGGGUUGAGCAUCCCAAGGACACGUACUUCUUUGCCACUGCCAUGGAUGUGUGCCGCAAUCAUUUAAAUGACAAGUCGCUGGCCAAGAAAGUGAACGAGCUGCUGCAUACCGGCAACAACUACGAUUUGAUAGGCGAUUCGUUUAAAGAGUCUAUCUAUUACCGCAAUUAUCUGGCCCUACUCUGCCAGACUGAAUCGAUAGAGGACUUUAUGCUGACCUACGACCUGCUGGUGCCCAACAUCUACAUACCCGAGCCCGGCAUCAUGGAGGAAGUACUCCGGACCAUUGAGAUCAACGCCGCAGUCGAACACGUGCCUCGCAUCUGGUCCGACAUGGUUGUGUUCGACCACACGCACCGCGAAAGCCUUUUGCUAUAUGUCCUGCGAAUUAUGGUGGACAAUCGACCAAAUGCGGACACGCCCGCCCAUUUCCAGCUCCCGGAGCAAUGUGCCAAGGUGGCUCUGGGCAUGUACAACAAGAUCGAGGAGUCGGUGAGGCGGAUCAAAAAGGUCUCGUUCACUGGACAAAUGCUUGGCGACAUUCUAACACUGCUCGUCCGGGGCGACAACUACGAGAAGGCCAGCGAAGUGUUCUCCCACAUUGACAAAAAUCAGCAUCGCAUUCCCGGCACACCCGCCGAGAGCGCAUUACAAGAGUAUGUGGAGGCCUCGGUCCAGGAGAAAGCGCCCAGCCAGGCCUUGGCUGUCCUCCAGUAUGCUGUCGAAAACAAUAUGGAGUCGAGUGUCCUCGCCAACCUCAUCCACGAUGGUUUUACGUUGAACGAAACGCAUCUAGCCAAGCUGAAGUCACUAGUCGGCGAAAGUUUCCUUGAAAAGUAAUUAACUUUAUUGUAGAGAUUCGUUUGUAAUUGAUAUAAACACAAUUGUUAAAUAAAUGCCUUGGGAUGUGCUAAAUUAAU